UGAGGGACCUUGGCGCCUGAGGGGAGCUCGCGAGCUGUGGCGGCGGAAAACAAGAGCGUUCGUAUUUUUUUUAAAAAAACCGCCUUUUACUCCGCACGAGAAAACUUUAUUUUUUUUUGAAGGAAAGACUUCAAAACUUAAGAGAAUGCCAACCAAAACAUUCUCAGAUGGUGAAAUGGUAAUGGGCCGUUGGCCAGGUAGCCAUCUGUUCUAUGAGGUACAAGUGACGGGUUACAACAAGAGCACCCAGCUGUAUGCAGUCAAGUACAAGGAUGGCACUGAGCUGGACCUGAAAGAAAGUGAUGUCAAGCCCUUAAAUUAUUUUAAAACAAAGAAAGGGUCAUCUUCCCGACAACGUAGUCGCUCUCGAUCUCGAUCACGUUCCCCUGCCAGAACACAGACCCCCAAGCGUUCAUCCUCCCGUGGCAGGGAGACCAAGAAACCUGUGCAGAAGGAAGAAGUGCAAAAGAAAAAUCUGCCUCCAGUGAAAUUUGUCCAUCAGCUCCAGGAGAACAGUACCAACAGCAAAACUACCUCUGUGAUAGACGACAAAGAGGAGAAGGAGGAGAACAACAGCAAGAAUACCUACAGAGUCGUUGAGCACAAGAUACGCAGGGAAAUUGUAACAGACCAGUUAGGCCUCCCUUACAAUCUACGAGCCAAGAAGGAAGAAGGAAAAGUUGUAGAACUGGAAACAAAAGAUGACCAUCUAUAUAUUAAAAAGCAAGCAGCGUGGACUCAGGAAUGGGAAUUUGGAGGACGAGUUGGUGCCUUCUUCAUAAUGAUCUUGUUGCCUGCUGCAGUCAUUCUCUUGCUGUUGACGUGUGCACAAGAAGAUGCCAGUUUUCUGAAUUUUCCACCCCAGAUUCCAGCUCUGCAGACAUUGUGGAGCAGUACUGCCCUGGGCAUUUUUGUCCUUUGGUUCCUCUUUCAGGCUCUGCUCUACCUACUGCCCAUUGGAAAGAUUGUUGAUGGACUACCACUAGCAAAUGGAAAGAAGCUUAAAUACAGGAUCAACGCAUUCUAUGCAUUUCUUCUGUGUGGUGCCGCAGUAGCAGCUGCCCUGUACAAUGAGGUGAACCUGAGCUAUAUCCACAUUAACCUGUUGCAACUCGCAAUCUCUGCAAUGGCCUUCUCCCUUGUGCUGAGCAUUUACCUGUACGUGCGUUCCUGGCGUGUUCCUGCUGAUGAGCUGGCAGUAGGAGGAAAUUCUGGUAGUUUUGUUUAUGAUUUCUUUAUUGGGCGUGAACUGAAUCCUCGUAUCAGAAACUUUGAUCUUAAGUACUUCUGUGAGCUGCGUCCAGGCUUGUUGGGCUGGGUUGUCAUUAACUUGGGCUUGUUGUUUGCCGAGAUGGAAUCUCAGGGCCGUGAUGCGCCCUCGUUGGCGAUGGUACUGGUGAACAGUUUCCAGCUUCUGUAUGUGAUGGAUGCACUGUGGAACGAGGAAGCAAUUCUGACCACCAUGGAUAUUGUGCAUGAUGGACUUGGAUACAUGCUGAUAUUUGGAGACCUGGUCUGGGUACCGUUCACAUACAGCCUACAGGCUUUCUACCUGGUUAAUCACACAAGUGAACUGAGCUGGCCAGUAGCUCUGGCGAUCAUUGCUCUCAACACUGUUGGUUACAUCAUAUUCCGGGGGGCCAACUCGCAAAAGAACGCUUUUAGAAGGAAUCCUCAUGACCCCAAACUGGCACAUUUAAAAACUAUUCCCACAGCAACAGGGAAGAGUUUGAUUGUUUCUGGAUGGUGGGGAUUUGUCCGUCACCCAAACUACCUGGGUGACCUCAUCAUGGCUUUGGCUUGGUCUCUGCCCUGUGGGUUCAAUCACAUCAUUCCGUAUUUCUACGUAAUUUACUUCGCUUGUCUGCUCAUUCAUCGUGAGGCCAGGGACGAGUAUCAGUGCAGGAAGAAGUACGGUGUAGCUUGGAACAAGUACUGCCAACAAGUCCGCUACCGAAUCUUCCCCUACAUCUACUGAGCAAGUCUAUUCCACCCAUUGGAUCAGAAAGCCUCUGCACAUUAUUGUCACUUGUCUUUUGAAGAAAACACAAGAUGAAGGUUGAUAUAUUAGAACAAUAAUCAUGGGGCUUGCUUUUUCCUUAAAAAUUAUAUAUUUCUUUUCUUCCUUCCCUGUCCUUGCCCUUUUUUAAAAAAGAAAACCUCAUUUUAUUCACAGUUUGAAAUUAGCCACAUACUUGUAGCAGAACAAAUGAGGUAAUCUUCCUGUGGGCAGAAAGACCGGGCAGAUCCUUUUAAAACAGCAUUACCCAUAUGUUUCAAAUUGGCAAUAAUCAUUCCCUGGAGCGCAGUUUUGUGCUUUAAAAAAAAUAAUGGGACAGGAGAGCUUGAGGGACAACAUAUUUUGUGCCGGUGUUACUGUUUGACUCCUGCAAAGAUUGAGUUAUAAACAUGGUUAAUCAUUUAAUGAUUUAUAUAUUAGUCACUUCACAGAAGGAUUCACUUAUCUCAGGUAUUCUUGAAAUUGGAGCAGAUUGUAUUGUAAAGCUUGUGUUUAUCAUGACCUAUGCUUUUAAGAUGGUCAUAAGAUAAUUAAUUGAUGUUCCUCAUGGCAGUUUACAAUAACUCUUGCGUUCAAGUAUCAGCUGUUUUAAAGAAAAAGAAAUCUUCAUUAUUUUCUCUUUUUUUUGUUUCUCCCUCUAUAUUAAUCAAAGGCAGGUCCUGUAUGAUGCCUGUUAUACUCUCAUCUCUUCCUCCUCACUGUCAUGAUUAUAGGCUAGUUGUCAAAACAUUUCACAUUUCCCCCUUACCCAUUUAAAAAAAAAACUGUAAUGGUAAUUAAUCCCAGUAAUUGCCUUUUCUCAUCUUUUUAUAAUUUGUUUUGGAUACUUUGACCAGCUGGUAAUUUUAGUUUGAAGAUCAGGAUCGGGAACUAAAGAACUAUGAUCUAACUGGCUGUAACUUGAAGAUAUUCCCUUUCUUCCCAACCCAUUUUUCAUCAUUCUCUUCUGUCUGCCCACUCAUCUAUCUUGAAUCAUGAUAUUCAGAUUAGUUGAUUGUGUGCAGUCCAAGUUCAUCCCAAAGGGUUUCUUGCUAGAACAAAUCUAAAAAAGCCCUUGCUGCAUCACUGGAUUCUUUCUUCUCUGUCAUAUCUUUCCUCCCCUUUAAAUGUAGUUAAAUCAGACCCCAACUAGUAUUAUAUAAUUGUGGGGUCUGACUGGUAUUACCUGUAAAGUUAAAGCUCUUUAGCGUAAACUUUAUUUUAAAGAAUUACUUCUGGAUUGGAACUUUUUGUAGGGUUUACAUUCUGGGUAUAUUAUUUUCUUUUGCUGAACUUUUCAUGAUACAAUUGAAGCUGUUACGGUGUUUGGCUGUACUGUGUGUGUGAUGCCUUGAGAGCAGGGAUCCAAAUAAACUUAGCCACCUCUAGACUUCUUUGAAUGCCUCGCUGUUGACUUGUUGCAUUCUGGCUGUUCUCCAGAAUUCUUUGGGACCCAUCUGAUUUGGGUUGUGUUGCUAUUUUGCAAGAGUGAUGUAAGGCUUGCGAUUUAUCCUCAACAUGGAUUCACUCACUGCAGUGAAGACUUUUUUUAUGAAGACAAAUUGUGCUCAUGAAUAUUGUAAAUAUUUUUAAGUAAAGUUUUGUGCCAUUAAUGAGCCAGUGGUUUCUUAAUCUGUGUUAGCUUUUUCAGUGCUGGAAGUCCUAAAAUAGGCUAAUUCUUCAACAUCAUCAAAAACAUUCUUAAAUUUUAUUUUCUACCCUGCUUCAGUGUUCCUUUUCCAAGAGCGAGUGGGUCCAGCCACAAUCUGUGGCACAACAAUGUGGAUCAACUAAUCAACCUUCAUUUCAUUGGAGUGAAGUUUUCUUGAAUCCUCUUUUUAUCUUACAUUUCCUUAGGACCGAAAGGACUAAUGUCUGGAAGAUGGUGUCUGAUUGAAAAGCUGUUUAACUUGCCUGUUUCAUUGCAGUGGGGAGGGGGGGUUGUGGCUAGUGAUGACAAACAUAACUCUGUUAACUGUACUUAAUAAACAUUUUUCAGAAAAGGGGCCCCCACGUCUUGUUUUCCCUGACUAUACUGAGAUCAGCAUUGUUUUGUGCAGAUUUUUAGUUCUGAAAAGGGUCUCAUAGUUUUCACACAUUAUUUAAAAAUCUGGGCUUUUCUACCUGGACUAUUGUCCACCAGUUACAAACCUACUGAUUUUUGGGAUAACGUAAUGAAUGAAUAGGAUGGCAGUAAUUCAGAAAGUGGUAAGACCCUCUGUAACAGUAACUUGCUUGGAGUGCAGGCAGUUAUUUUGUAGUAAUCUAGACUUUACCUGUGAACCAGUAAUAUAAAACCUAUUGCUGCCUGUUGUAACGUGUCCUUGUUUGGACACUGCUCUGGUUGCAGUUUUCCACUGGGGCAAGCCUUAAAAUGAUGCAGAUACCAGUGGGGCACCUGAAGGGCUGUUCUAGCAAUUAGCAGUAAAUAGUCACAUCAGUAUUAGACCCCAUUGAGUGGACCAUGUAUUUAUUAAAUGUUUUUUGUGUUCAUCAUAAGUUGGUGCAUAACUGAAUAAAAGCUGCCGUCAAUAAAUAUGGGAUCUGUCAUUGUACCCUUAACCUACAUAGUCUAUUACCUCACCAGACCACCAGCAAGACUACUCCUGUGUAUAGACUGUACAUGUUCUCAGAUUUUAUUUUUUGAUAUAAACAAUUGUUAUCCUGAAAAUCAGACUUUCAAUUUUAACACAGGACAUUGAUGUAUUCUUGAUUAUAAAUGUAGCUUUAUUGAUAUAAAAAUAUUUUUAUAUGUUAAGAAUUGCAGUAUUUUAGGUGGAUUUGUGUCCUUGGCGUAAUCAAUUUAUGGUGUAACAUUCACUUUACUGCACUGCCAAUGUGUCCUGAAUGUUAUAGUGACAUUGUCUUUCAAAAAAUCUAUACAAUUUCAUUUUACAUAGGUCUAUAUGAAAUAAUGUGUGUGCAGAAAAUCAGAGUCCUCCCAGUCCCUUCAGAGAUGAUCUCAUCACUGCUUCCUUGAGCCUUCUGUAUCAAGUGACAUUGCAGUAUUAAGAUGGUUGAGACAGACCUCUGCUCUCUGAUUACUGUGAAACCAUUAAACCUCUACCUAUAAUCCUGGAAGAAUUCCAGUGACUAUCCUGAGUCACCUGCCAGUUGCACUACCCAGGUUGCAGUAGUAGCACACCUGAUCUUAGCCCUUGCAUAUAUCACUAAUAUAUUAGUGACAAAUCAAUGUGUGCAACUCAUUAAGGCCUUGUAACUCUUUCGAGUACAAACAUGUUUCCAUCUGUUCCUAUUCAGAUGAAGUUACAUUGUUUCAUAGUUUCCAUUGUGAGAUUUGAACUCUUGAUCUUGGGGUUACAAGCCCAGUACCAUAACCACUUGGCUAUUUAGGCCAAGCCAUUAAGGCCUUGUAGACAUGAAGUCAAAAUGGAAGUGUGUAUUGACUGACUUUAACUAGAAGAGAGGUGGCUUUAAAUGCUGAUGGGACUGCAGCCUUUUGUGGAUUUUGGUAAUAAUCAGGUCAUGGCUUGACCUGUGCAUUUCUAUUGAAAGAAACUUGUAGCCCAGGUAGCAAGUUAUUACAUAUUGUGCAGAAUGUGUACAGAUUGCACCUAGACACUCCCCAUCAAAUUUUCAUCUAGUAGGGCCCUUUCACUAAUGUGAAAAAACCAUGCCUGUUCAUGACACAUUGUAGUUACAAUGAGUAGUCCCAGCUUGUGAUGGAAAGUCCAGUUGAAAUCCUGUUAAUUUUAACUCAAAACACAGUGUAGCUGAGCCUUUUGGAAUAAAAUUGCAGUGCCUAGUAGUUGCCGGUGUUUGAGACUUAAUACAAUGAUUGUAAAUACUAUCUCUGUUUUGAUGGGAGAAUUGUUGGGGGGGUAUGAGGGAUUUUUUUUCUUGUGCUUGUUUUUAUUGCAACUGCUUGUAUAGCAAUACCCAGGAUUUUAUCUUGAGUGAAAAAAUGCAUUGUACAAAUACAAAGUGAAAUUACUUUUUUAUAUUUUUGGGCUGAAAUAAAGAUUUUCAAUAAGG
This is a messenger RNA of Carcharodon carcharias (great white shark), 5995 nucleotides long. It is a transcript of the gene lbr, whose product is annotated as lamin B receptor. The record is from RefSeq and is a predicted model, not a curated record. The transcript is spliced from 14 exons. Gene Ontology annotation, biological process: sterol biosynthetic process. Gene Ontology annotation, cellular component: nuclear inner membrane; endoplasmic reticulum membrane. NCBI's taxonomy places the organism in Eukaryota, Metazoa, Chordata, Chondrichthyes, Lamniformes, Lamnidae. Gene Ontology annotation, molecular function: oxidoreductase activity, acting on the CH-CH group of donors, NAD or NADP as acceptor. The coding region runs from base 146 to 1978 and encodes 610 amino acids.